Messenger RNA from Mixia osmundae IAM 14324, 3325 nucleotides. RefSeq lists its product as uncharacterized. The record is from RefSeq and is a predicted model, not a curated record. Lineage: Eukaryota; Fungi; Basidiomycota; Mixiomycetes; Mixiales; Mixiaceae. The transcript has 3 exons. Gene Ontology annotation, molecular function: GTP binding; microtubule binding; GTPase activity. The coding region runs from base 270 to 2951 and encodes 893 amino acids. Gene Ontology annotation, cellular component: cytoplasm; microtubule; membrane.
CUACCACCGCGUCAUCGAAUCGGCCGCUCGCUCUGCGGCAUGUCAGUCCGUUAAGAGCGUGAUCAGCACAAGAUAGCGCAGAGAUGAGCUCGCUCCUGUCAGUCUCGCGGCGUACAGCCAUCGCGAGACGCCAUAUCAUAUCUCAGCUCGACUCGUCAAGCCAAAGAACGCCGAUACAUCAUUAUCACCUCGCUAGCAGGUUGCAGACACGCUCGACCUUGCUCGCAUCCUCCGUAGCACCCUCACGACAUCUGCCCAGACAGGUCACAAUGUCACUCAUGGCUACCGGCGCCCGUCAUGCCUCUUUUUCUGCCGUGCCUAAAGCGUUCAUCAAGCUGGGAGUCAGAGCCAGCGUGGCCGUGGGCGGUGCAGCGGGCGUCGGUGCGUAUGCAAACUACAAAAUAGAAGGCUUUCGUACUGCUACCAGUGAGCUCUACAACAAUACCCUAGAGGCGGCCAGCAACGCGUAUGGGGAGGUCGCCCUGAGAGCAAGUGAUGCCAAAGAAUCCCUCACAUCUUUUGCACAAGGUGGCAUCGAAGGUCUCAAUAGCUUUGCGAGCGCUCGAGCGGAGGCUUUCCGCAAGUGGCGCGAAGGUGAUGGCUCGGAAGGCUCGUCAUCUGAUCCCGAUGGCGAUCCAGAGGAUCCGCUCUCCGGUCCCACGCUCGCAGGAGUAUCUCUCGGGCUUGCAUCAACAAUGCCGCUCGUUCUCGAUGCCGAUUCGAGCGAGAGCGCGUCGGACAGCUCAGCCGAUCUCAUGCUAUUGACCCGCAAGCUGAUCGAGAUCCGCACCAUAUUGCUCAGCAUAGAUCACGGAGAGUCACUGCAGCUGCCCAGUAUCGUCGUCAUCGGUAGCCAGAGCAGCGGCAAGUCAUCCGUGCUCGAAGCGAUCGUUGGCCGCGAAUUUCUGCCCAAGGGUAACAACAUGGUCACACGCAGGCCGAUCGAGCUCACUCUCAUCCACACACCGGCGACUGCUAACAACGCACAGCCCGACACAUAUGCCGAGUUCCCUGCCAUGGGCACCAGUCACCUCACCGACUUUGCCCAUGUCCAGCAGAUCCUGACAGAUGCCAAUCUGUCCGUGCCUGAAGCAGAAGCCGUUUCCGACAAGCCCAUCGAGUUGCGCAUCUACGGGCCACGUCUCCCUGAUCUUACCAUGGUCGACCUGCCGGGCUAUGUUCAGAUUGCCUCACUUGAUCAGCCUGAAGAACUGAAGGACAAGAUUGCAAAGCUCUGUGAUAAAUACAUUCGAGCGCCAAACAUCAUUCUCGCAGUCUGUGCUGCGGACGUCGAUUUGGCGAACAGUCCGGCCCUGCGUGCUAGUCGUCGAGUCGAUCCAUUGGGCAUGCGCACCAUUGGCGUCGUCACCAAGAUGGAUCUAGUCGCACCAGAGAUCGGCUCGCAAGUAUUGUCAAACGAACGGUAUCCGCUCGCGCUUGGCUAUGUCGGCGUCGUUUGCAAAGCAGCGGCAAAGCAACGCGAAGGUCGCUCGGUCGUCAGACGCUCCGAUGUUGAUCUCACAGGUACUGUCGUCCGACAAGAAGAUAGCUUCUUUGGACAGAACCGACAAUACUUCAGUCAGCCAGGAAUGCUGGUUGGCACAGAUAACCUGCGACGGAGACUGAUGCAAGUCCUCGAAGAAUCUAUGGGCAAUUCUCUGCACGGCAUCGCCGAAGCGGUCGCUGUCGAGCUCGAAGAAGCUAGCUAUCAAUUUAAAGUGCAAUAUAAUGACCGCUCCAUCUCUGCGGAGUCAUACGUGGCAGAAGUGAUGGACAAGCUCAAGCUGCGCAUUGGCGACCUUGCCAAGAGUCUUGACAAGCAGCAAGUGCGCAAGAUGCUCAAGCAGGCUCUGGAUGAUCGCGUGAUGGAAGUGUGCGCACAAGUCUACUGGUCCGAUGCAAAGACGCAGGAGCUUGUGAAGCUGGCAGGCGACCGCAAGCUCAAGCCGGAAGACCUCGAUCCGCAUUGGCUGUAUAAGCUUGAGGCAGCCUCCUCUGGCUUGACGAAGUCUGGCGUAGGUCGCAUUUCGACACAGCUGGUUGUCGAUACGAUCCGGUCGCGGAUCAACUUGCUGAUGACCGAGGAGCCGCUCAACUAUCAUCCCGAUGCAGCGGAGCGAGUGGCCGGCUUUGCAGAUGCCAUUCUGCGAGAUCGUUACACGCUCACUGCCGAUCAAGUGGAGAAUUGCGUGAAACCAUACAAGUAUGAAGUCGAUGUCGAAUCGAAAGAGUGGGAAGAAGGACGCCAGCGAUCUCUUGCGCUGGUCGAACGCGAGCAAGAGAUGUGCCAGAACUUCCUGGACGGUAUCAGGCAUACUGUUGGCGGCAGAAGACUCAAGGGCGCUGUCGAAUACGUCAGAAUGCUGGAAGACCGAGAGCGCAGGCGUUCCGCCCGUCGCUUAGCGGCUCGAAAUGCGGCAGCCGACGGGACUUCGAUCGAGGAUCUCAGUGCUGAGGACCUCAGCGAUCCCACGCGAGAAGUUUACAAUCCAGCCUUGGUCGGGAAAGCGCGUGAGGCGCUAUUCCUGAGCGACAGAUUGCAGAUGCUCAAGCUACGCGCUAAUGUGCUCAAAUCGGCGCGGUGCAAGUCGGGUCCAGACGCGAAAUCCUUUUGCCCAGAAGCAUUCCUUAACGUCGUGUCCGACAAGCUGGCGUACACUGCCGUUCAGUUCGUGAACAUCGAAUUGUUAGCAGAGUUCUUCUAUCAAUUUCCGCGUGACAUCGACACGCGGCUGGGCAACGAUCUGGAUCGCAACGAUAUUCUGCAAUUUGCUCGCGAGAAUCCUGCGAUCAAGCGCCAUCUUGAUCUGCAGGAUCGCAAAGAGAAGCUCGAGCUCGUGCACGACAAGCUCGAAAGCUUGACUCGUCUGCAACAAGACAGACUGGGUCCCGGACAUCCCGGUCGACAUACUGCCCAGCGGAAGGGCUUGCUUGGCUACUUUUCGAAAUGAUCACCUCUUAGUGUAAUAUGUUGUGUGCGUCUCGGAUAAUGUUGGUUGCUAAGCGUCGGUGAUCAGUUGAUAUCAAGCGGCUUGCACAUGGCCAGCAUGGUUUAUACUGGUGACUGGAAUGCAAACAAGGGCAGUAAGAUACAUUUCAAGUCAGGGAACUGAAUACAGCAUGCUGCGAGGGCCUAGAGCAAUAGCACGGGCAGAAAGCAUUUAUAGUUGUUGAGCUGAACAGCUGCACUGACCUUUACUAGAGCUUUACUAUCUCAAAAGAUGAUAUGUACUGCUGCCAUAACAUCGUGACCCUCAAGACCGCUGAUCGCAUGUCUACAUUGCGCGAGAGUGGCAUAAAUGCAUGAGCAUACAGCACGACUGGG